This is a messenger RNA of Exophiala dermatitidis NIH/UT8656, 1650 nucleotides long. RefSeq lists its product as uncharacterized. The record is from RefSeq and is a predicted model, not a curated record. Lineage: Eukaryota; Fungi; Ascomycota; Eurotiomycetes; Chaetothyriales; Herpotrichiellaceae. The transcript has a single exon. Bases 1 to 1650 code for a protein of 549 amino acids.
AUGGCAUUGCAGCGCGCACAUAUCCAACUUGCCAAGCACCUUGAUAUCAACGCUCCUGGCACUGUGCAAGGCCCACCCUCGUCGCAGUCACAUCAUCUCCUCAACUUGUCGUCACAGCAGAGCUUCCCCACUUACGCUCUAGGCUAUGAUCCUCUUGAUGAUGUCGAAGAGAUGCAACAGCCGAUACCUGCACGGCCCGCCAACGGUCAAGGCACAGAACAUCCUUUUGACAUGCUCUCAGAGACCAAUCUACACCCAAUCCUCUUCCGCAUCGAGCCUGGCCCAGACCCCUUCCAGGGAGUGCCAGUACCGCUUUUGGUCGAUCAGCAAACAGGCCUGAUAGAGCACGGUAACAGCGGGCAACCGCUUCGUUACUUCUCCCACCUGCCUCGAUGGGUAGCAACAGAUGUGGCAGGCAUGAUCCUUGAGCUGUGGAUCCGGCUCGAUAGCCGGGUUCAGAUGUCCGACAUUCUCGACCGGGUGAACGUCAAUGGCAAGAUGCCGCGGCCAAAUACUUUGAAUAUGAGGAGAAUCCGGUUCAGAGAGAUAAUCAACGUGCCAGCGAUGUACCCAGGGCGGUCGAUGCCAACUGCGAACGAGGUGCAACUCAUUGGCAACUUGACGCGGGAACAGAUCCUGUUGAAUACCUCCAUGGCUGUAGAUUUGCAAGGAAACCGCCUGCUACGUCCGUGCCUGGUCAACAACAAGACGGUCGCAGGCUAUGUUGACAGCGGUCUAUCCAUCGACUUUUUCAUUGCAGACUUUGGCCUACCGAUUCCGAUCCCGGGCAGACGCACCAUUGUCACAUUGGAGCUUCGCAAGAGACUACAACAACUUGCGCGGCGACGGGGCCUGGGCAACCGACCGGCCGAUUACAACAAGCUGUCGAAGGAUCUGUUGCCCUCCUGGUGGAAUAAGUCUGUUGCUGUAACGCCAAUGCCGGACCUUGAUGGCAAGAGCCAUGACGAGUUUGUUGCCGACUUGCUGGACCGUUUGGCGCCCACGACAACCAGAAACCGAGUGCGAAGACCAGGAAUGAUGUCUUCUGCCUCUCCUGCCGGACCUGCUGCCCCUGCUUCUGCUCCUGUCAGUGCUACGACCAUCCCCGUGGCUCGGUCGGCCCUUCCAGCACCACCACUGCCAAGUCACGCUGGUGCAGCCACGCAAUCUACCAGCAGUCAACUUCCUCCUUCGACCACUCCCUCAGCUCUGCGCAAUGCUGCCGCCUUUUUCCCUCGUCCCAGCCAAACCGGUGCCAUGGGAGUUACUACAAAUAGUAACUUCAUCGACCCGCGCCUCUUGGUUUCAUUGCCAACGAGGACGAAGCUGACAGGUGCACCCUUGGCCGGAGUGGGCCAGUUCCAAGUGGCCACGCCUACGGGCACCUCCUAUUACGUGGAGGCGGCCACUCAGGGAGCUGCAGCCCAGGUCGCUCGGCCUGGUAUUGACCAGGGCGACCGCUCCGACCAAGGUGCUGGGGGCUUGCGAGAGGAAGAAGAGCGAGCGGCGUGGAUCCUGAGUGAAUAUAUCGCAAGUGGUCAGUUUGAAGAGGGCGCCGGCGCUGGACAUGACGAUACGGAAGAAGACCAGGGCGCCGACAACGACAACGACAACGACAACGACAAUAACGCAGAGUUGGAGGACGAGUAG